This is a messenger RNA of Scutellospora calospora, 429 nucleotides long. NCBI's taxonomy places the organism in Eukaryota, Fungi, Glomeromycota, Glomeromycetes, Diversisporales, Gigasporaceae. The record is from the annotation of a GenBank genome assembly.
AUGACUAGUACUUGGAAACCGUUCAUUUAUAUUCAUCAAGAACGACAAAAGAUUUCUUGCAGUGGUAAUAAUGCGUCUGUUCGAUGUACUUUUUAUCCUGUUGGAGACUUUGAAUAUAAGACAGGAGUUGCAUCUGUUGGAUCUGAGUUAGUUGAGGAUGAUUCUUCUGUUUUGGAACGGUACCAUGGAGUUUAUCGUUCUAACCCUGGUGCUUUGUCGCAAAGAACUAUUAAAUUGGAGAAGGAGUAUCGCUCUUCUAAAUUGCCUUGUAAUAAAGAAGCAACAUAUUUUCUUUUUGGUAAUAGUGGGUUAAAGAAAGGGAGUGUGAUUGGUAAUUUAAUUGUAGAUUAUGAAAUUCAUAUGAGUAACAAGUAUAUUUAUAAGGAAAAAAAUGUGGAUGGUGAUGAUAGUGAUUAUAGUGACAGCUGA